AUGAAGAUUAACACUAUGACAUUUCGACAUCUCAGUGCCCCAUGCAAGAUGACCACGCCAACAGGAAGACGUGUGAAGUUUAACAAGGCUAAAAAGGUGGAGCAGCAGUGUUGUGAAAUACAAGAGGAGUUUUAUGAACGCGCUAUCCAGCUGGAAGAACAGGCGGAGCGCUGGGUGCUUUCGGAUGUUGUAAAAUCUUUGCGAUUCUACUCUCAAGCCUACAUAGCGUAUGAGCAGGGCCUCUGUGCCCGAGAUGCAACUGAUAAUGGCACAUACAAUAUCUUGUACAACCAGUCGCGGAUGCUUCUGAAGGUCUUCUGCGAGUAUCGAGCCGCGGACGACUACAUUGACCUUUUGAGAUACGUAAACAUGGAUACGGUCCCAGAAGCUAGUAAUGUCCUUCUUCCACUCCCAGCUAUCGUCGCAAAAUUCGAGUCCGCCGUGGCACGGUUCCCCGAGAAGUGCGGCUGGGACCUGUAUUUCAACCUGCUGACAUGUUUCCUGCUCUACCUUGAAGCUGUGGACAACGUGGCGGAGUUUGAGGCAUCCUAUGCCAGGUUUGAGGCGACGGCUUAUGUGUUAUUGCAGCACAUGCAACGUGAAAUAGAGUCACUAGAGCGUCGCCCAUCAGAAGAAGCGCUGUCGCCGCCCGCGGACCAGCCCAUGGAGGUCUCGACGGGAAGCCUCGCCACGGAGGUCGUCGAAAUGAUGGAUAGCGCGUCUCCACAGGACCUUUUGGACUCACUGGUCCUGAUAUAUAGGGUUGUGCAGUUUGCACUUGAGGCGGCUCUCGACGGAACUCGUUUCGGUUCGCCCGACCCCGCUUUUCGCGACCGCCUGGUUCUCUGCGCUUCCCGUUUGCGCAGCAAUGUGGAGAACGCGUACAACUUCGCCUGUGGACUGGCCGGCGCAGACACGCAGGAGCUACGCCUCGGCCGCCACGCGCUUGAAUGCCUUGACGCGCUGCUCUCCGGCGACCUGGCCCGCUUCGAGACGCUCCUGCAGUCCGCGGCUCCCACAGAUAUCGACGCGCAGCUUCACAAUGUGGAUCUGCUCGAGACCGCGACUACCUCCGUACAAGAUAUGGACACCCUCUGGAAACUCUGUGGCGUACUAGACAGAACGCUGCGCACGUGCCAGGACCUACUCACCACAGAGCGCUCCCGCAUGAUAUCUACUCAAAGCGAUUUGCAUCUUCUAAGCCGCACUGUCUUUCGCCUGUGCGACGUUCUAACCCGUCGCGCAGAUAACGAGGUGCAUCGGCUCUUCAUCCAGAAACAAGGUGCGGCAGAAACACAAACCCUACGCAUACUGUACAAGAAUGCUCGAACACUACUUGCAAACUCCGUUGCCUAUGCACAGAAGUCCUGCGGAUUCCGCGAGUAUGUCACAGAUAAACUCAAGCGCAACUAUGUCUACCACCAGGCACAGCGAAGGCUGCUUUUUUUCGAUGGGCACGGCGGCGAAUCCACAGAAGCCCAUACAGCCGUGCAAGAGGUGAUGCAGCAACAUACAUACUAUUGCGUAUUGCCGUCAGCCGAGCUCCAGGCCAUGGCAGACACGUCGGGCUAA
Molecule: messenger RNA, 1572 nt
Organism: Eremothecium gossypii ATCC 10895
Lineage: Eukaryota; Fungi; Ascomycota; Saccharomycetes; Saccharomycetales; Saccharomycetaceae
Exons: 2
Coding region: 1-1572 (523 amino acids)
Source: RefSeq, marked provisional